This is a messenger RNA of Trypanosoma theileri, 2556 nucleotides long. RefSeq lists its product as uncharacterized. NCBI's taxonomy places the organism in Eukaryota, Euglenozoa, Kinetoplastea, Trypanosomatida, Trypanosomatidae. The record is from RefSeq and is a predicted model, not a curated record. Bases 1 to 2556 code for a protein of 851 amino acids. The transcript has a single exon.
AUGAAUGAAACAGCAGUAAAAUCUUCCACUACUCCUACUACCACUAAUACUACUACUACUACUAAUAAUAAUAAUAAUAACAACAGUAAUAGUGAUAAUAAUACCACUACAAGUACUAUUACGAUUGCUUCUAUUAAAAAUGAAUUAGAUGCUGCCGUAAAGACAUUUGAGCAACACAUACGCCGGGCAGUAGUGAAAGUAGACAAAUACCUGCGAAAAGGUGCCCCCGCCGACACCACAAGUGUAGAGACUAAAUUAGAAGAUUUCAAACAAAGUGUGGUUCUCUUUAAUUCCGGGUGUAAAUCUAUUCUUCUGGUGGCUAAACAAACUAUACAGAAACUUGAUCAAUGUGGAUCCAACCCCAAUGCAGAUAAUAAUACCGUACUGCAAUUACAAAAAGAUCAACAAGAGUUACAGCAAUUAAAAGAAGAAUUACAACAAAUACAAGAAGAAAGACAAUUACAAAAAGAAAAACAAGAAAUGGCAGAGGCGUUAGCAGCGAAAAGUAAUGCCUUAUUAGAAGAAACAGAGGCGUUAGUGACUGAAAAAGAAAAUAAGAUGAUGGAGCUGCAGAAACAUGUGGAGGAACUUCAACAGACAUUAGAAACUGUGAAGAAGGAACAUGAACAACAGCAGCGGGAGACUAUAGCCGAGUUAAAAGAAAAGAAAGAGGCAUGGGCACAAUUAAAUAUCGAAAAAGAAAGUCAUCAAGAAGAAUUAGAUACAGCUCAAACACAAAUACAAUAUCUGGAAGAACGUCUCUCCACAUUAGAAAAGAGUCGUACUCGGGAAUUCGCCCUUCUUGAGCGAAUGUCAAGAGAUCAUGAGAGAGAUAUUACGGUUUGGCAGAGUAAGUGUACACAGGCACUGCAGGAAUUAGAGCGAGUACAGGCAGAAAAGAAAGAAAUGAUUAGUCGUUUUGUGGAUGAGAAUCUCCGUGCACAAGUACAGGAUCUACAGAGAGAAUGUAAUCGACUUCGUGAAGUAAAUGCCGAACUUCGAUGUGAAAGUAUAAAUAUGAAAUCAACUGUUAUUAAAGAAAAUGAAGAAAAAGAAAAAGAGAAUGGGAAUGGGGAUGUUAUAGUUUCUUCUUUAGAUCCAGUAAUGUCUAUUUCAGUAGUAAAUAAGAAAAAAAAGAUGAUUGUAAACCCUGCUAUUGUUUCACUUUCAGCAGAGAAGAAGGAAUUAUCCGAUCAGUUAAGUGCUGUAUUUGAAGAGAAACUCUCUAUUGAAAAGGAACUUUUUCUUCUUCGUCAACGUUUAGCCUUUAUGGAGCAACAUCACUGCAAAUGUGCAACCCUGCAGAUUACUUCAUCUUUUCCCAUUAAAGAGGAAGAGAAGGAUGGGAAGAGAGGGGUAAUAGAUGGAAUAAAGAGAGAGAUAUCUAUGGAAAUCCAUAAUAAUAAUAAUAAUAAUAAUAAUAAUAAUAUAGUAGGAAUACCACCAGUGCCAAUUAAGAAGUGUGAUGUUGCCAUUCAAUACGAUACACCUAAUAAUAAUGUUAAUAAUAAUAAUAAUAAUAAUAAUAAUAAUAAUGAUGGUAUACAUUCUCACCAGAGUAAUGAACGGGUGUUGGAGUUGGAGGCGUGUGUAAGACGAUUAGAAGAGCAACUCAUAGAUGUUGUCACUACAGCCACUACUGCGAUUGAGGAAGAACGACUAGCGGCAUCACAUCAAUAUCAACAGGAAUUAUCCAUCCACGAGGGAAUAUAUCAAUCUAAAUUAAAUGCCAUUCGUACAGAGGCGGCUCAACACGCACGUGAGGCCCAACAGACAUUAGAAUCUCAUUAUAAAAAUCAAUUGCAGCAUGCUAAUGAAUGUAUACGGACAAGAGAAGAUCGAGCCCUAUUAGCGGAGAAGAAAGUACUCGCUAUGCAGAUUGAUAAUGAACAACUGCGAGUACGGGUGAAAGUGUUAGAAAGAGCAUUAGAGGAUAUGCAGCAAACACAAGUAAAGCCCAUCUCUCAACACGUCGUUAUCCCUACAGUCCAAUCAUCUGCGAGGGAUCUCAACCAUAGUGAAAGAAAUAGUCAUCUUGACAAGAGAAGAAUGAGUCAACAACAACAACAAGAAGAAAAAGAAAAAGAAGAAGAAGAAGAACAAGAUUUAUUACGUGUUCAUUCUGUUGUUAGUUGUAGUCGUAGUAGUGGUGGUACAUCUGUGAAGUCUCGUGUGGAAGUACUCACGCGACUCGAUGAUGUGAUCAAACAAGUUCAUGAGCGACUGACGGCGUUAGACAAUGAAGUGGCGGGCAUCACUGAGGCGUAUGAGAUGGAGUAUUGGGAGAGAAUGAGGGGUGUGGAACACCUCCGUGCCCUUCUCACUACCGGCGAUAAUAAUAAUAAUAAUAAUAAUAAUAAUAAUCAUAAGGAUGAGGAUAAUGAUAAUGAUAAUAGUGAUAGUGCUGCGGCCAGUGUUAGUGCUCUUCUAGAGGCUCAACGUGUGGCCCGGCGGGAUAUUACUUUAUAUUACAAAGCGGCAGAAGAGAAGCGGGAAGAACUCGUCGGUGUACUCGAGAAGGCUAUUAACAGACGUCUGAAGUUAAUACAGGAGUAA